Molecule: messenger RNA, 2442 nt
Organism: Lagopus leucura (white-tailed ptarmigan)
Lineage: Eukaryota; Metazoa; Chordata; Aves; Galliformes; Phasianidae
Gene: TRABD2B
Product: TraB domain containing 2B
Exons: 7
Coding region: 88-1662 (524 amino acids)
Biological process (GO): negative regulation of Wnt signaling pathway
Cellular component (GO): organelle membrane
Molecular function (GO): Wnt-protein binding; metalloendopeptidase activity
Source: RefSeq, a predicted model, not a curated record
GGGAAAAAAAAAAAAAAAAAGAUCCUAGAAAUCCAAAAAGCCUCAUCUGGGAAGGAGAGAGAGGAGAGGAGAGCGAGAGGAAGCGGGAUGCAACUCAACCUGACGCUGAUCUGCUUCGUCUUCGGGGGUUUCCUGCCCGACGCCGCGGCCCGGCGGGAGCAGAUGGACACGGGGCAGUGCGACCUGCCCCGCUCGCAAGGAGAGCUGAACUCCUUCCUCUGGACCAUCCGCCGCGACCCCCCCGCCUAUCUCUUCGGCACCAUCCACGUGCCCUACACGCGGGUGUGGGAUUUCAUCCCCGACAACUCUAAGGCCGCUUUCCACGCCAGCUCCAGCGUCUACUUCGAGCUGGAUCUCACCGACCCCUACACCAUCUCGGGGCUGGCCAGCUGCCAGAUGCUGCCCCACGGGGAGAACCUGCAGGACGUGCUGCCCCGUGAGCUUUACCGCCGCCUCAAACGCCACCUGGACUACAUCAAGCUGAUGCUGCCCCACUGGAUGACCCCGGACCAGCGGGGCAAAGGGCUCUACGCUGACUACCUCUUCAACGCCAUCGCCGGCAACUGGGAGCGCAAGAGGCCCGUCUGGGUGAUGCUGAUGGUGAACUCCUUGACAGAGACCGACAUCCGCUCCCGUGGAGUGCCGGUGCUUGAUCUCUACCUCGCCCAGGAGGCUGAGAGGAUGAAGAAGACGACGGGCGCGGUGGAGAGGGUGGAGGAGCAGUGUCACCCGCUGAACGGGCUCAACUUCUCCCAGGUGCUGUUUGCACUAAACCAAACUCUGCUCCAGCAUGAAAGUCUCCGAGCAGGCAGUUUGCAGGCCCCGUACACCACUGAAGAUCUCAUCAAACAUUAUAAUUGCGGAGACCUGAAUGCUGUUAUAUUCAAUCAUGACACUUCCCAGGUCCCAAACUUCAUCAACACUACACUCCCACCCCACGAGCAAGUAACAGCCCAGGAGAUAGACAGCUACUUCAGGCAGGAGCUCAUCUACAAGAGGAACGAGAGAAUGGGCAAGAGAGUGAUGGCGCUUUUGCGGGAGAACACAGAUAAGAGCUUCUUCUUUGCCUUCGGAGCAGGUCACUUCCUGGGUAACAACACUGUGAUUGAUGUACUGAGACAAGCAGGAUUUGAAGUGGAGCACACCCCUCCUGGACAACCGAUUGGAAAUUCAAGAAUGACCAAGAUGAGUCCUGCCUUACAAGGGUCCUCAGCAACAGCCCUGCCUGCUCUGCAGCUUUCUGAACAGGUCCCACUGACAUCUCCUUCCCUGAAGCCUCUACAGAUGGAUGAAGAAGACAGCCUGUCUCCUCAUCUCUUGUUACCAGACAGCAUCAGCCAGCUGGAAGAGUUCGGCAGACAGAAGAAAUGGCACAAGAAACAGCACAAACACCAUCGCCAGAGGCAGUUCAAUGACCUCUGGGUUCGGAUAGAAGACAGCACCACCACAUUGCCUUCCUAUAUCAGGAUAACCAAUGGCUACAUCACAGUCAAACCUCCCAUUUGGAUUUCCAACCGGCUGGACCAGAGGCCACGCUCAGAUCACCCAUCCCAGCCUCAGCCUACAAGCUCAGCCUCAGCCACCAUAUUAUGGCCAUCAGUGACUGCUCCUCUCUACAUGGCCAUAGCUUCAUUCCUCCUGAAUCUACUGCAGCCUUCCUGACAACAUUAGUAUUACGUGCAAUCCCUUGGAAUAGAGAAGAGAGAUAAUUUAUGAACGAAUUGGAUGUUUUGACAGCAUUUCCAGACUGGACCUUCUCAGUGAAUCAAGAGUGCCUUCUAGCUGAUUUUGUCUCUUUGCCCAGAUACAUUUUGAAACUCUAAAGCUUUAUUGUAACACUGACUUACAUCUUCUUUUUGUAGAAGGAUCUUUAUUUCCCAUAGUGCUAUGGGGUUUUGUAAAAUAUUCAUGUUCAUAUAAAGAAAAAAGAAAAAAAAGUGUAUUUAUUCGACUGGUAAACUUAUUUUUUUCUUGUUGUAUAUGUCAAUAACAUCCCUAGUAAUCAGUAGCGAUGGUGAAACAGAUAAAUUAAUAUUUUCUAUAUUUGUUUUUUAACUGACAACUCUGCAAAUGCCUGAAGUGGCACCAAAAUGAAUGGCUUGUUUCUUUAAACAUAACUUCUUACAGCAACCAGUAAGUACAUUUGUACUCUAUUUUGCUUUUUCUAAAAUUCUCAUUAGAAUAACUUAGACUAAAUAAAGCAGAUCCCCUUAUCUGCGGCCUAUGCCCAAUAGAGGGAUAAGUGCACUCUCAAAUCAGCUGCUACAACCUAAAAUCUCAGUUAUUUUUGUAUGACUUAGUAAGUCGUUAGUCAAGAUAACCCUCUAUGUUCCCCAGUUGUCUUUAACUCAACCAUUCACCUUCUCUAGAAAUUACCAAUCUCCCUUUUUAGCCUGAGAUUAAGACAUCUUUCUCUUAAUAAAAGGUUUCAUUUUAACUGCA